AUGGCAGAGGAACGACAGAUCAAUGGCCCGCUCUCUGCCUCACCGACCACUGCAGCUACCGACUCGUUUUCUGUGGAUCCUACCGCUUCCCCCAACGUCACUGACAGCUCGUAUAUCCAUGAGGCGAAAUCUGAAGAGAACAAAGACUCAUCUAGACGAUCAGAGCGUAGAAGGGACUUUGGUCUGGUGCCAAUCCCAAAAAGCCUCAGAUACAACAGUGAGAAGCCAGCGCAUUUUGGACUAUUGAUGAACAUUGUCUUCGGACUCGCAAGCACAUUCGUCGUGGCAAACCUGUACUAUUGCCAGCCGCUACUGAUUCAAUUCUCCAUCUCGUUCGAUGUCAGUUAUGAUGAAGUAUCUAGAAUUCCUACGCUAGUUCAAGCCGGAUAUGCUACGGGUCUUUUGCUCAUCACACCGCUAGGCGACCUCGUUCGCCGACGCCCACUCCUUCUUCUCACCAUAAUCCUCGCCAUCGCCGUCACUAUCGGUCUUUCCAUCACACGAUCCCUUGCUGUUUUUGAAGCACUUUGCUACCUUGUCGGCGCCUUUUCCGUGGCCCCUCAAAUCCUGAUUCCUCUUGCAGCCGAUCUUGCUCCCCCAGAUCGUCGUGCGUCAUCCAUCUCUAUCGUCCUCUCCGGCCUCCUCUUCGGUGUCCUUAUCGCUCGCGUUAUUGCUGGCGUCAUUGCGCAAUUCGUCACAUGGCGUGUCGUCUAUUACUUGGCUAUCGGGGCACAGGUCGCGGUACUGAUAGCGUUGUGGGCGGUGUUGCCGGACUACCCUCCGAAAAAUAAAGGCAUCACCUAUAUUGGGAUCCUGCUUUCAAUGGCAAAGUUGGCGGUGACGGAGCCACAAUUGAUCCAAGCUUGUUUGAUCAGUCUAGCGUCCAGCGCUUGCUUCACGAACUUUUGGGUCACGCUCACGUUCCUCCUCGGUGGGCCUCCAUACCACUACUCUACACUUGUUAUUGGUUUGUUCGGCCUGGUUGGCAUGUUCGGGGUCAUGAUGAGUCCGCUCGUCGGUCGUACGAUCGACAAGCUGAUUCCGUGGUACGCAACGCUGUUCGCGACAGGUUGCUUGCUCGUUAUGCAAGGGGUUUACACGGCUGCUGCUGGACUCAAUAUUUCCGCUGUGAUCAUCGUGUGCUUGGGGAUCGAUGUAGGGAGGCAGAUGCAGCAAGUGUCGCUCACGACGGCAGUGUAUGGAAUAUCCGAAUUGAUGCGCGCUCGACUCAAUGCCGUGCUGAUUCUUUCGCUCUUCAUCGGUCAAGUCAUGGGCACGGCUGUUGGAACGAAGGUGUUCAUUGAACACGGGUGGCGGGCUUCAGCUGCAUUAUCUCUCGGCUGGACAGGUUGGCAGAUGAUCAUUCUCCUUCUGCGUGGGCCGCAUUGUCAGCGGUACACCUGGUUCGGCUAUCAAGGAGGAACAGAGUGGAGGAAGGACGUAGUGAUGGAGGGUGCACGACAGGCGGCAGAGGAAGAGGGAAGAAAGGAUACCGAGCAAGGGGAUGCGGAGAAAGGAGACGAGGGUCCUCGAUCGAGUAAUCUCAGCGAUGAGAAGAGAGUCACUCCAGAAACGGUAUGAUAAUACCUCCUCAGUGGUUUCCCCCGCGUGGAAGUGAAGGGCGGCUAGGCUUGCAUCUUUCUCUGCGCAUUCAUCCAUCUGCAUAUCAAACCGAGGGUCAAAGUUGAACUUUGUUCACGAGUCUCACUAUCUUGUUGUAUCUUCCUCCGCAGGCAGAACUUUGACUAGAAAAGCUC
Molecule: messenger RNA, 1757 nt
Organism: Heterobasidion irregulare TC 32-1
Lineage: Eukaryota; Fungi; Basidiomycota; Agaricomycetes; Russulales; Bondarzewiaceae
Product: major facilitator superfamily
Exons: 8
Coding region: 1-1581 (526 amino acids)
Biological process (GO): transmembrane transport
Molecular function (GO): transmembrane transporter activity
Source: RefSeq, a predicted model, not a curated record